CCACCCUUGCUCAACCUGCUUAUCUGAGCAGGGCAGGGCCCCCGUCUACUCACAGCGCAGGAGGCGGGCCUUGUCUGCUUUCAAUCAAUAACCUCUGGAAUUCAGAAAUACAAGUAGGUCCUGUCUCUAGCAGGCUGUACCACACUCUGGAGGGCGGACUCCCACACAACGGUCUCUGCUCCUGGCAUUUUCUCUCUGCUCCCUCAGGUCUGAAAGUGUCGGUGCGUUGAUGACAAUGGCCGAUCACACGUCUCCAGACUACUUCAGCUGCACCCUGUGCGUGAACCUCCUCAGGGACCCUGUGGCUAUCCCUUGCGGCCACAGCUUCUGUAUGGACUGCAUCAGCGGAUACUGGAACGAGGCAGACUACACGGGGAUUUACAUUUGCCCCCAGUGCAAGAUCACCUUCACCCAGAGGCCCGUGCUGCGCCCAAACGCUACGCUCAGCAUGGUGGCGGAGAAGAUCAAGAAGAGCGGUUUCAACCUAAACAUUAACACGCCCCAGGGGAACGGCUACGCCGGGCCGAGUGACGUGCCGUGUGACUUCUGCUCUGGCAAGAAGCUCAAGGCUGUGAAGUCCUGUCUGAACUGUCUGGCGUCUUAUUGCGAGAAGCACCUGAAGCCUCACUAUGAAUCAGCCACAUUCAAAAGGCACAAGUUGGUGGACGAGCUGGGAAACCUGGACAGGAAGAUCUGCCCGCAGCACCAAAAGUCUUUGGAGCUCUUCUGUCGGACCGACCAGAUGUGUAUCUGUGCCAUCUGCACGGUCAGCGAACACAAGGGCCACGACAUCGUCUCCGCCGAGGCCGAGAGGAGUGAGAAACAGAAACUCUUGGGAAUCUCCACAGCUGAGAUUAGACAAAAAUGCCAGGAGAGGGUAAAGGAGCUGGACGAGCUGAAGACUGCAGUGGAUUCAUUGAAGAACUCGGCCCAGAGAGCCAUGCUGGAGAGUCAAAAGAUGUUCGAGGACAUGAUUCGCUCCAUUGAGAGGAUGAGGUCGGAGGUGACCAAGCUGAUUGGUAUCAACGAGAAGGCCGCAUUCAACCAAGCCGAGGCUCUGAUCGAGCGUCUGGAGCAAGAGAUUGACGAACUGAAGAAAAAAGAGUCGGGCUUGAAGCAGCUUUAUGGUACUGAUGACCACAUCCACUUUUUGCAGAACUUCAACUACCUGUGCACCCCCACUGACGACGGCUUCAUACCAAAGGUGACAGUUAACCCCGACUUUUCCUUUGGGGCCGUCAGAAAAGCUGUGGCUGAGAUUAAAGAUCGUCUGGAAGAGUUUGGCAGGGAGGAGUUGCUGAAGAUCUCCAAGACAGUGAAUGAAGUCCCGGUCUACACUACAGAAAGUCGAACACUGGACAGAAGGAGCAGAGGUGAGCUUCCAAAAUAUAAAAGGCAGUGGUCACAAAUGCGUGAAUUUCGCGUUCAAUUGUAUCCUUCUUCAUUUGCAGGUAAAGAACAUAAUAUGACAACAGUGGACAGCGCUCCCGCUACUCCAGAACCAAGGAGCAGAGCUGACUUUGUCAAAUACUUCUGCCAGCUGAAGUUGGAUCCGAUCACAGCCUACAAGGAGCUGUAUAUCUCCGAGCACAGCAGAAAAGUCAUUCGUACCAGGGACCUGCAGCCCUAUGGAGACAACCCAGAGAGGUUUGAUAGUUUUGCCCAGGUUCUGUGCCGGGAGGCCCUGUCCGGUGGCCGCUUCUACUGGGAGAUCGAGUGGAGUGGGGAGUUCUCCAUCGGAGUGGCCUACAGGAGCAUCAGCCGGAAGGGCAAAGGUUCGUUGUGUCUGCUGGGCUACAACGACAGAUCCUGGAGUCUUCUCUGCUCUGACUCGGGUUACUCGGCCUGGCACAACAGGGUGGACAAAGCCGUCAGUGGCCCCCACUCCCCAAGAAUAGGUGUGUACUUGGACCACCCUGCAGGCGUGCUGGCAUUUUAUAGCAUUGGCAGCGGCAUGGCACUGCUGCACAGGUUUGAGACCACAUUCACUGAGCCCCUUUACCCAGGUUUCGGGGUCGGAACCUCAGUCAAAAUCUGCAACAUAAAAUGAACACUGAGAUACUCUAUAUCUGAAAAAUCGCUUAAGAUUUUGAGAUGUUCGGUUCUUUGUUUUUGGAAUAUAUAUUUUUAUAACCCUUUUGCAAAUGUUACAUUGUUGGGUAUUUUCCACCCAAAUGUGUAGAUUAUUUCUGAAGAAUCUCAUGAUGGAUUUUGCAUUUUGUUCUGUAUCACUUUUGAAAUUAAUUCACCAAAGGCCUGUAAAUGUCAUGUUUCUUAAGUCCUGGUUAUAGCAGCCCAUUUUAAACAUGUACUGUACUGCGUACAUGUAUAAUUGCUAAAUGUGUGGCAAAUUUUCUUAUGAAAAUGAGAAUAUUGACUGCAUUAUGACAUUGCUCUUUGCCACUAUUAUGGAAGCUAUGUACAAUGAUAUGAUAGGCAUCCACUCAGGCACAUAGUAUUUGCAGAAAUGUGUCAUUCUAUUUUACACAUCCUGUAUUUGCCUUUUCACAGCUCAACUAACCCUUAUUUAAUUUUAUGCAUGCAUAUUUACGUCACUGAAUUAUCCAGGACAGCCUUGUUUUUGGACAAAAUCCUAGUUUUGAAUAAAGAGCUAAAUGAAAAUGUUUAAUUUCCAUUAGUUACAUUUACUUAUCAUAAACACACGUGCAUUUAAAUACUGUACACUCCAGGAGUUCCCUCUACUGGCUGAUGACGGGUAUUAAAAAUACAACUGAAACAUGUUUAGUAAAAUACACUACUGUCUACUGUAUAGCAGUAUUGCCGGUUUAGACACAGGCAUGCAUGUAACAUUACAGAUUUAUGGACAUUUUACACUUUUUGGUCGAUCACCUUAGCCACUAUUUCUCUCUGCUAAAGUCUAGGUUGCUCUUCUGUGCACAGAAGCCUAUUAAUAUUCUUCUGCCCCCCCCCCCCCCGCUUAUAUUUUUGUCAAAGGCCUACGUGGCUCUAAAAUGGACAACAAGGCAUGUUUUUAUGUAAUAGACGGCUUUUUAUUGAUCCCAGAAAUUUUGCAGGAUGUAGAGCAUAUGAUGCUCGAGAGAAAGAAAAACAACUGACAGUCCAAAAGUUUAGACAUCAUAACCAAUAAUUCCUCCUUUGCCAAUGCACUCUCCGAUGUAGAACCACAUCAGCACUUCAGUGGCAACCAGCCCGUUCCUUAGAGCGUCCUGCAGGGGAAAAAAUAUAUAUAUUAUGGAUACAACACUUUAUCGGCUCCAGCAGGGUUGUCUAAAGUGUGGCCCGGGGGCCAUUUGUGGGCCGCGGCUGUUUUUUGUUUUUUUUAUUGGCCUGUGGCACUUUCUAAAUAUACAAUUUUACAAGAAAAAAAAAAAAAAAAAAGGGG
Molecule: messenger RNA, 3364 nt
Organism: Dunckerocampus dactyliophorus (ringed pipefish)
Lineage: Eukaryota; Metazoa; Chordata; Actinopteri; Syngnathiformes; Syngnathidae
Gene: ftr82
Product: finTRIM family, member 82
Exons: 6
Coding region: 230-2050 (606 amino acids)
Molecular function (GO): zinc ion binding; protein binding
Source: RefSeq, a predicted model, not a curated record